GUGAGAGUUGAAUAAAGUAGACGGAGUAGAAGAUGGGAGGAAAAUUCUUCUACCUUCUGGUAGCUUCAACUUUGAUAGCCUACUACAUCUACCAGCCUUUACCAGAGAAUGUGGAGGAACCCUGGAAAGUGAUGCUUUUAGAUGCUAGCUUUAGAAGCUUAAUUCAUGUGGCCACAAUUGUGGAGAAGUUGGGUGUUGGACACUUUAUGGAUGUUCUAAAUCUGCACACAAUUGCUACAUAUACACCUCCUAUAUCUGAUGAAAAAGUCAUUGUAACAGACACAGAAUUUAGCCAUGUUCCAGUACGUCUUUACAUUCCUACAAAGCAGUCAGAUGUCUUGAAAAGAGCAGUGAUUUUCAUCCAUGGAGGUGGAUGGUGUAUAGGAUCAGCAAUUUUUCUUGGCAGCCGCAGCAGAAGUAUCAUCAUUCUAAGGAAUCCCGGAAUGAUUCUAGAUGACCCUGAUGUCAGAACUAAAUUCAAGAUUCAAGCUUUAUUGUAUCCUGGUCUUCAGAGUAUUGAUCUAGAAUUGCCAUCCUAUCAGGAUAAUAAAAACAUACCAAUUCUGUCUAAAACAUUAGUAAUAAGAUUCCUCAGUGAAUAUAUUACAUCAGAUGAAUCUUUUUCCAAAGCUUUAGAGACCAACCAACAUGUUCCUGCAGAGUUCAACCAUCUGUUUCAGUUUGUAAACUGGAGUAAGUGGCUCCCUGAAAGAUUUAAAAAAGGCCACAUUUACACUGACCCAUCACAUAGAAAUUCCAAAACUGGACACAAAUAUCCAGAUUUACUGGAUCCAAGGAGCGGACCACUUUUAGUUGAGGACAUCAAGCUUCAGGGCUUACCACUUACAUAUAUCAUGACUUGUCAAUAUGAUGUCUUGAGGGAUGAUGGAAUUAUGUAUGUUUCCCGUCUUAGGGAAGCAGGAGUUGAGGUAACACAUGAACAUGUUGACAAUGCUUUUCAUGGUGUUGUAACAUUUAUUACAGGCGCUUUUGCCCAAAAUAUAGGCCACAGAAUGGCUAACAACUACAUUGAGUGGCUGAAUAAGAACCUGUGAAAAUACACCCAUACCACCUCAAUUAAUAUUAUUUUUUUCAGGGACAUUAUCUUUUUGGUCAAUAAAUUUGACACUGUAAUUCUGCAGUUAUUAUACUUGAUAUAGAAUCUCUUGUUUCCUG
Molecule: messenger RNA, 1176 nt
Organism: Thamnophis elegans (Western terrestrial garter snake)
Lineage: Eukaryota; Metazoa; Chordata; Lepidosauria; Squamata; Natricidae
Product: arylacetamide deacetylase-like
Exons: 4
Coding region: 33-1055 (340 amino acids)
Molecular function (GO): hydrolase activity
Source: RefSeq, a predicted model, not a curated record